Homalodisca vitripennis (glassy-winged sharpshooter) is the source of this 1180-nucleotide messenger RNA. Its product is annotated as rab-like protein 3. The transcript has 7 exons. Gene Ontology annotation, cellular component: endomembrane system. NCBI's taxonomy places the organism in Eukaryota, Metazoa, Arthropoda, Insecta, Hemiptera, Cicadellidae. Bases 259 to 1068 code for a protein of 269 amino acids. Gene Ontology annotation, biological process: intracellular protein transport. Gene Ontology annotation, molecular function: GTP binding; GTPase activity. The record is from RefSeq and is a predicted model, not a curated record.
GUCUCACAACGUACACGUCAACCUGAAGCUAACCUAUUUAUUUAGUUGUAACGUCAAACAAAAUUGAAGUGUUUGGUUCGUGGAGUGAGUUUUAGUCGGCUUGGCGCCAGUAACUUCAGCAGCAGCUUACGUCCCACUGCCCUCAUAAAAGUUGUCUGGUCAAAACAAAAGUGUUAUGCGGAAUAUACUGUUUCUUAAUUUAAUUUUAUUUUGGUCAUAAGAAGGCCUCACACAUGCAGACCAUUCUAAAAGUGUUCAAUGGCUGCUAUAGACAAGGUGAAGGUUCUUUUAGUAGGAGAUUCAGGUGUGGGAAAGUCAUCACUGACUCACUUAGUGUGUCACAAUGAGCCCAUAAGCAACCCGUCAUGGACCGUUGGCUGUUCCUUAGAAGUAAAGCUGCAUGAGUAUGAAGAGGGCACACCCAAACAGAAGACAUAUUUCAUAGAACUGUGGGAUGUCGGGGGUAGCAGCAGUCAUCAAAAUGCUCGUGGUGUCUUCUACAACUCUGUCCAUGGUAUUAUUUUGGUGCAUGAUCUGACAAAUCGCAAGUCUCACCAAAAUCUGCAGAAGUGGUUAGCUGAAAUCCUCAAUCGUGAAGGUGGCUCCAAGAAGGAAGAUUUUGACCCAGAACAUUUUGUGGGCUCCACUCAGAUUCCAAUUCUUGUGGUAGGCACCAAGUCAGACCUAGUCGCUCAAAUCCGUAACAACAAUCAGCCAAGGUCUUCUUUCAUUGCAGAGGAAUGUGGAGCAGAUGAAAUAUUUGUUGAUUGCAGACAAAGACGAGCAUUUGCAGCUGGUACAACAAAUGCUGUACGAUUGUCCAGGUUUUUUGACAAAGUCAUAAAACUUCGUUACCAUUCAGGAAACUCACUGGGACCAUUCUCUCCCAACGCACGCCGUAACCCUGCUUCCACUUACAGUUCUCCUUCUUCCUACAACUCAAACUCUACCUACAAUUCUCCCGUAGCCUACAACUCUCCUCCCUCCUACCAACCAACGUCAGGUUACCACCAGUCCACUGUCUACCCCUCAUCCCUCUCCUACAAUAAAUCUCACCACAACGACUGACACACAAAGUAUGUGGAAUUUGCAUUUCCUCAUUUUAUCAGUAAGACUGUACAUAAAAUACAAUUUACUUUAAGUGCAUAUAAGUUUCCUAAUAAAACGAUAAAAAGUAAAA